Molecule: messenger RNA, 2939 nt
Organism: Conger conger (European conger)
Lineage: Eukaryota; Metazoa; Chordata; Actinopteri; Anguilliformes; Congridae
Product: procollagen C-endopeptidase enhancer 2-like
Exons: 9
Coding region: 25-1857 (610 amino acids)
Molecular function (GO): protein binding
Source: RefSeq, a predicted model, not a curated record
CUCACCGUGAGUCUGCUCUGCACCAUGAAGCGAUUGGUACACGCAGGGGCUCCUUGCCUCCUACUGUUCCUGAUGUUCGGGUGGACAUGGGGUCAAAGCUCCAAUGCGCAGAACACCAAUUUCACAAGGCCAAUAUUCAACUGUGGGGGUCACUUGGUCACGGAUUCUGGGUUUUUGGGUAGCGAGAGUUUCCCCAGCUACUACAAACCCAACCGGAAAUGUACCUGGUACAUCACGGUCCCAGAGGGCCAUGUCGUCAUGCUGUCCUUCCGGAUCUUCGACCUGGAGGCCGACCCCCGCUGUCGCUACGACUACGUGGACGUGUACAACGGCCACUCCUACACGGUGCAGAAGCUGGGCCGCUUCUGCGGAACCUUCCGGCCCGGCGCCCUCAUCUCCACCAGCAACACCAUGAUGGUGGAGAUGGUGUCAGACUCCGCCAACACCGGGCGGGGCUUCCUGGCCUACUUCAGCGGGGGCAAGCCACACGUGGACGAGCACCAAUUUUGCGGGGGACGGUUGACAAAGGCCGAGGGUUCAGUCAAAACCCCAAACUGGCCGGAGUCAAAUUAUCCAGCAGGCAUCAGCUGCUCCUGGCAUAUCACCGUGGAGCCCAACAUGUUAAUCGAGGUGAAGUUUGAUAAGUUCGACAUGGAGGCUGACAGUUACUGUCGCUAUGACUAUGUUGCUUUUUUCAACGGUGGAGAAACGGACGACUCGCGGCGAAUUGGGAAGUACUGCGGUGAUAUCGUACCUGAAAACAUAAUAACCAAUGGGAACGAGCUCCUGGUCCAGUUUGUGUCUGACCUCAGCGUGACCUCUGACGGCUUUCGGGCCACCUACUCCAGCAUUCCCCAGGGGUCCAAGCGCCCCACUGCGGGGAACGAUAUCGCCCCCGGGCCUCGAGUAGACGCUAUGCCGACUGGUCCCGUAUGGCCUACCCCAAAACCUAAACCCAGACCUGCUGUGAAACCAGCCAUCAAGCCCACUGCCAAACCCAAGGUCAAAGCCCCCGCCAAGCCCACCAAAAAGCCUGCCAAAGCCAUCCCUACCAAGCCUGGAACCAAACCCAAACCCAAACCCAGCACCAAGCCGGCUGCCAAACCCACCCCCAAACCUGGGGCAAAAGCCAUCCCCAAACCUGGUACCAAGCCUGGGUCGAAACCCACCACAAAACCCGGCGCCAAAACCAAUAUCAAACCCACUCCAAAACCUGGUUCUAAACCUGUCCCAAAACCAGGUACCAAGCCUGGUUCUAAACCCACCCCAAAACCUGGUUUCAAGCCCACCACAAAAACAACAACCAAGCCUGGAGCUAAAACCGUCCCGAAACCUGGUACUAAGCCCAUUCCUAAGCCUGGCACUAAACCCAAAACAAAACCAGAUGCCAAACCCAAGCCCAAAGUGACAGCAGGGGCAAACAAGCCGGGUCAGAACAGAACCGGACCAGUGGUGAAGCAGCCAGGAGCACAGAAGCCAUCUCCGAACCCUCUCUGUGCCCAGCCGUGUAAGGGGAAGACCAGCCUCCCGGCCAGCUUCUGCUCUGCAGAGUUCGUAAUCACAGGGAAGGUGACAGCCCUGGCUCCAGGUUCGAGGGGCAGUGUGCAUGUCAGCGUCACCCUCUUGAAGGCCUUCAAGGCCGGGCGCCUCAGCCUGGCCCAGACGGGCAAAUCUACAUCUGUGAAGCUACUUUCAACAUGCAAGAACUGUCCCCUGCUGCGCAGAGGGAUGACCUACAUCCUGACUGGCCUGGUGGACGCAGAGGGGCGUGGCCUUCUGGAUCCCAGCGGCUUCACAUUCCCCUAUAAAGCUUCACUGCAGAAGCAGCUGACCAAUCUAAGCAGCCAAACCUGCUGACCUCAUAUUACUGUCCACUAAUCAAGGCCCAGAGAGCAGUCCUUCCAUUCUGAUAGAGGAAGACCAGACAACCACAAGUAUUAAUAGUUAAGAUGUAAUAUAAAACAUGAAAGGGGACUUUGUAUUUGUAUUCACAGUUUUUAUUUUGUUUGCUAUAUAGAACUUUUGGAAACAUUCAGUUUAUUUUUCAAAACUUUUAACAAAACAUACAAUACUGUGACUUACAAAAAUAACUUUGCAAAAAUUCCAGUAAAAUUUCAAUAAACUAAAUCUUACUGUAAUGUACAAUUAAAGAUUAGAUUACAGUAAGAGCAAAGGAAAAUAUAUUUUGACAGUGUAGUAUAUAUAUUUUUUGCCAGUACACUUUAGUACUUGUUUAUUUUAUUUAGUUUUAAUGAUAUUACUUUUUCCUGUGUAGAUGAUUAAAUUACUGAUGUAUUGUCAUUUCAUUAAGGUUUUCCUUUGAUUAAUUUGUUUAAAGAUGUCUCAUCAAAAUUGAACAUUAAUGUACAGUUUUGCAAGUCAAAUUAUCUUUUGUAAAUAUAGUUAGUGGUUUGGAAUGUUGUGCUACCAGUUUUGGACAAAAGCGUGUAAGCAAUAAAAAAUAAAAAAAUAAAACCAUUGAAUUUGGAAUUCAAUUCCAACCCGAGCGAAAAAUAUAUAGUCAUCGUUAAAUAGUUAUUUUCUCCGGCGAACGUCUGUUCACACCACGUUUGAAAGGUGGCGUAUUGUACGUGACAUUGCACGUGAUUACAGUUAAGCAGAGCAGCCAUCGCAAGGCAACAGCAGGAACAUGUUUUCAAUUCAUUAAGCGGCCUUAUAGUCACGUCAGCCCUCGAGAGGGAACACAGAGUCUCAAGCUGAACAUCGUUGUGUCAGGCGUUCAUUAUAGCUGUUAAGUAGCUGUUCAGAAUAAACAGGUUUUUUGUUGUUUUAUACACUCACCAAAGUCACACUUUGGAGCUAUUUGUAAUUUAUAAUUGUCCUUAAUUAAAGGCUUUGUAACACUGAGUAGUGCUUUUGCUUUUGCGGAUAUUUGUGGUAUUCUUCCCUGCAGUGCUGUAUAAUCAACUGUCUAAUAA